Linum trigynum is the source of this 7522-nucleotide messenger RNA. The record is from the annotation of a GenBank genome assembly. Lineage: Eukaryota; Viridiplantae; Streptophyta; Magnoliopsida; Malpighiales; Linaceae.
UUUCUGACUGAUUGCUGGAUGUUGAUUUCUCAAUUAACUCUGGUGUUCUAAACUCUGCAACUUCACAUCCAUUACAUGGGAAGCUCUAUGAGCUGAAUGCUGAAAUUAGUCACAGGGAGCUUGAUUGGAAAAUAACAUUUAAGUGUUGUUGGAAAUGUUGGCAAGUAAGUUUCAUAUGAGUUUAUACCUCACUGCUACUUGUAGACACUGUUGAUAGUUGUUUUCUCAGAAAUGGUAACUCAUUUUGAGCUCAGGUUAGAAUAUCCGAAUUUGGGAUCUAUGAUGCUAUAGAGAAACUCAUUGCUUGGGGGGGGGGGGGGGGGGGGGGGGGGGGUUAAGCAAACAGUAACUCUGUGAAAUUAUAGUCGGAUAUUUCUUUGAGGUUCUUGGGUUAGUCUCAGCCCAAGGAUGAGUCAGAACGUGUUCUAGGACAAGGUAAUAUAAAGUCAUUAAGAUAGUUACUGUUGGGAAAUUGCACGCUUGAAAAUUACAAUUAGUGGCUGCUACUUAUCUUUCCUUGAUCAUACAAAUUCACACUCAUCAUUCAUUAACAGAUUUCAAGCUGAGAAAUCCAAAAUCUUACAUUGAGAGAAUUAGAAAUUCCUAUAGGCAUGUUUUUGGACAAUGCCGGCAUGAGCUUAUUUGCUAGUGGAUUACUUGUUUUGAUUUCAUUCGACAGAACUAGUCAACUACCUUGUCGGCCAAGGUUUACAUUCAAAUAUCAGUGUUUGCUAUGUUUGAAAAAAUGCGUUAGCAAAGAGAAAAAGAAAUGUGCUCAGGGCACUCGAGAUUCGUUUCCAUGAGUUUAAAUUUACUGGAAAUGACAUUCUUGCUCAUUGUUUAUCAUUCUGUAUGUUUUAUUUGCCUGCCUGAGGGAGUUGAUUUGUUUUUCUCGAUAAUCUUUGUCAAGAUAUAAAGUUGGGAGAGUGGAGCAGUCGGAGACAUCUGAUUAAGCAAAGGCCAGGGGUUGAACUUCUGUAUGUUUAAUCACAUUAAUUUAGAAGAGAACUAGAUUAUAUUUCUAAGCUCUUUUCUCCCUGGAAAACUUUUAUCACUUGUACCCUUGACAUUAAACAGGUAAUUGCCAGAAAAAUUAGUCCAGGUUCUUUCUCCAGCAACUAGGACUGAUGGUAUCAUUGGGCCAGAUGCUGUUCAUCUUCUUGCAAUUGAGGGGCUAGUUUCAAUAACCAAAUAUUGGGUUAUCUUUCCAUGAUGAUGGGACUGCUGCUGUCAGUCUUCUUGGUCCUAGAGGAACGAUAAUAUCUCUGCAAUUUUCCACGAUGAAGUUGACCAUUUUUGUAUUUCCUAAGGAUGCAAAGCUUAAAUUAUUCUAUGCUUUUGUCAAUUAAUUUUUUUACUCGAUCUUAACAGGAUUGUGAUCUAUGGAUUUGUUCUUCUUACUUAAAGUAUGUGUUUUAUUCUUCGAUUAUCAUGUGGUGUAUGCCAAGUACCCACUAAAGCCGAUGCUAUCAGCCAGUUUGCUAACCUUGUACAGUUGUUUUAUGUUUUGUCAUCAGGAAAAUCAUGGGCUGGAUAAUGUUGGAAUGAGUUAUGGAUUUGAUUUUGUUGAUUGCGCUGCUCUGCGAUUUUGGAUUGGCUCCAUAGAAGAUGCUGCUUGCUCUUCUGAUUUGGGGGCACUGUUAAUGCAAGUAUGAUCCAUUUCUGAUAAACUUAAAGCUGAUGCAGUGCAGCUGGUAAUCUUGUGAAAUACACAGUGUGAUCUGAUUGUUCCUUUGUUAUUUUAUUGCAGAUGUGGCCUAAAGAAGUUAUAUAUGAAAGUCAAGGUAAGCAUCUUUUUUUCUGUUAAUCUUGGAUGUGGGGUUCAGUAAACAAUGGCAUUUGAAUAGGUUAAUUUAGACACCGAGGAAAAAUGAAGAUCAUAAAAGGAGCUUCUUUGGUUGUCUUCAGACCCGCACUUCUAGAAAUAUCCGUCCAGGCUCAUUGUCAGCUAAGUGUCGUAAUUUUCAUUUAUCUCAUUAAGUGUAAAGCAGAGGAAGUACACAUUAACUGGUGCGUGCAGUUACCUCUCAAAAGCACUGUUGCUGCUUCAGAGAAUGAAAAAUUGUUUCUGUGCAUCUAUUUUUGUUGCUUGUCGGGGUUAGCCAUAAUAUAUUUUUUGGUCCACUCCCUAGUUAGUCUUGUGUUUUCAAUAUUCCAUUUAUAUGUUCCUGGAUUUCCCGUGAAUUGUUGCUGGCAUGGUUGAUGAGCCGCACUACCAGUGUGACCUUAACCAGUUAUCUUUCUUGAACAAUCUAGUGAAUAGUUAAUGGAUCCUUGCUUAACAUGAAGGUUUGGAUUGCACUGAACCCAUUCCCUCUACCUUUGUCUAUAUUUCAGGUCCCACAGCACCUCAGUUGACUCCCGUACUGCCUGCUACUACUGGUUUUGCUGAUGCAUCUGAAGUAAGGAAUUUGAUCCAGUUAAAGGACUUGUUUGGAGGGUUUUCUAUCCCAUUGAAUAGUGCACUUGACAGUAUAAUGCAUCAAGACCUAGCUUUAUUAGUUCAUGGUGGUCUUGUCGGUCAUCUCUCUAGGUUGAUGGUAUGCACACUCAUAAUCCCCUCAGUUUGUUCCCCGCUAAUAUGCUAGUGUUAUAGAUAACCUCCUCUGCUAAAAAGAUCAUUGCCGCAAUUGGAUGUGGAACACAACUGCUCUGACAAUUAUUCAGCGAUAGUGAGACCUCCACUGAGUCAGGCGUGUGCAUGGCCGGCUGAGAGUGAAGUGUGGGUGUACAGGGGAAGUGACCAAGGGAAGAAGAGAAACAAAACAAGUAAGUAGCUCCAAAGGUGGGUGUUUUUGAUAAAUUAAUGGGGUCUGACUAUGGUUGCAGUCUUGCCAUUAGGCUUUGUUGCUCAUUGUUAAUGGCUUCCUUUGGCACAGACAAAUGGUGGCUUUUCGCAUGGGUAGAAAGCUUAGAACCUUAUAAAUGGCAGUUUCCUCUCUCUCAGGAUUCUCACUUGGCAGUUUCCCCGCCAAUUACGACCAUCCACUCUUAACAUUUCCAUCCUGAUCAGUUCAAUCCGCUCCCAACAUGGAAAUCCAGACGAUUCCCGUCUCCAAUAUUGAUCUCUGAAAGAUUGCCGGAGAGAAAGUUUCGGAAUCGGUUGCCGGAGAAGAAAAAUGGAGGUGAUGGAGGCGGAGCCAAUGACGAACAGGAAGAGCAAGAAGAAGAGGAUCGAGCUGGGGAUCUCCUGUAUGCUGAACACGGAAGUCUCCUCUGUCCUCGCCGUGCUCCGCCGCCCGCCGGCAGACCCCACGGCGGCGCAAUUCCUCUCCCAGGAGGAAAACAACUCCGACACCGCGCUGGUCCACACGUUCAAAUCCCUCCGGACCCUAAUCUUCAACCCGCCGCAGGACUGGCAGACCAUGGACCCAGCCGUCUACCUGACCCCGUUCCUCGACGCCAUUCAAUCCGACGACAUCCCCGCCGCGGCCACCUCCAUCGCACUCUGCUCCGUCCUCAAGAUCCUCACCGUCGGGAUCUUCGACGAGCGCACCACGGGGGCCAGGGACGCGAUCAACUCCGUCGUGAUAGGAAUCACGUGCUGCCGGCUGGAGCGGACCGACCCGGUCUCGGAGGACUCCGUCAUGAUGCGGAUCCUCCAGAUCCUAACGGCGAUCAUGAAGCACCGAACCGCCAUCCUGCUCGCCGACCAGGCCGUCUGCACCGUCGUCAACACCUGCUUCCAGGUCGUGCAGCAGUCGGCGAGCAGGGGCGACUUGCUGCAGCGGAGCGCCAGGUACACGAUGCACGAAUUGGUGCGGAUGAUCUUCUCGAAGCUCCAGGACAUCGAGGUGAAACAGGGGGAGGAAUUGGAGACAGACAUUGACGAUGAUGCUGAUUUCGACGGGAAUCUGGACUCGGGGUAUGGGAUCCGGAGCGCGGUGGACAUCUUCCAUUUCCUCUGCUCGUUGCUCAAUGUCGUGGAAGUUGUGGAGAGCGAAGGGAAUCUGUACAGGACUUCUGAUGAGGAUGUUCAGCUUUUCGCCCUGGUUUUGAUCAAUUCGGCGAUCGAGCUCAGUGGAGACGCCAUUGGCAAUCAUCCAAAGCUUCUGAGGAUGAUUCAGGAUGAUUUGUUCCAUCAUUUGAUUCACUAUGGAACUUCCUCCAGCCCACUCGUUUUGUCCAUGAUCUGCAGCACCGUGCUCAACAUUUACCAUUUCCUGCGCAGAUUUGUUCGUCUGCAGUUGGAAGCCUUCUUCAAGUUCGUGCUACUCCGAGUGGCAUCCGCCGGAAUCUCAGCUCAGCUCCAGGAAGUGGCAAUUGAAGGAAUCAUCGACUUCUGCAGGCAACCAACCUUCAUCAUCGAAGCUUACGUGAACUACGACUGCGACCCGGUCUGCAUCAACGUGUUCGAGGAAACCGCAAAGCUACUCUGCAAGCUCUCGUCCCCGGGCGCCAGCCCGUCCACUUCACUGCAAGCUCAAGCAUUCGAAGGUCUCGUCGGAAUUAUCCACAACAUCGCCGAGAACAUCAACCGAGAAGGCGAUUCCACACCUUUGGGUCCUUACCCGGUUCACAUCACGGAGUAUAGCAAGUUCUGGAUGGACAGGCCGCUCGACGGCAGCGAAGCCUCCAUAUCAUACCUCCGAACUAGGAAAGCACAGAAGAGAAAGCUCGUAAUCGCCGGGAACCAUUACAGCAGAGAAGAGAGGAAAGGUUUGGAGUAUCUCCGGUUAAGCCUGAUGUUCCCGGACCAGCCCGACCCGAAAGAUUACGCCUUCUUCUUCCGGCUCACCCCGGGGCUUGACAAAACCAUGAUCGGCGAUUACCUCGGCGAUCCUGAUGACUUCCACAUUCAAGUUCUGAAGGAGUUCACCUGCACAUUCGAAUUCUCCGGCAUGAUCCUCGACACGGCCCUCCGCACCUAUCUCGCCACGUUCCGGCUGCCCGGAGAGUCGCAGAAGAUCCAGAGGAUCCUCGAAGCAUUUUCCGAGCAAUUCUACGAGCAACAGCCUUCUGACAUCUUCGCCGGGAAAGAUUCGGUCUUCGUCCUCUGCUACUCUCUCAUCAUGCUCAAUACCGACCAGCACAACCCUCAGGUGAAGAAGAAGAUGACGGAGGAGGAGUUCAUCCGGAACAACAGAGCAAUCAACGCCGGGGAGGAUCUGCCGAGGGAGUACUUAUCUGAGCUUUUCCAGUCAAUCUCCAGGAAGGCGAUCUCGCUCUUCGGCCAGACCGGCGGUCAGCCCGAGAUGAACCCAGGGCUGUGGGUCGAGCUGAUGAGCGCUUCGAAGACACUCCAACCAUUCUAUCUCGCCGAUUUCGACCGCCGGUUGGGCCGGGACAUGUUCUCCUCUGUCGCCGGGCCGGCGGUGGCGGCUCUCACCGCUUUCUUUGAACAGGCCGACGAGGACGAGCUGUUCCACGAGUGUGUCGAAGCGCUGAUCUCCGUUGCCAGAAUUGCUCAGUACGGGCUUGAAGACGCUCUCGACGAGAUGCUCGCUUCGCUCUGCAAAUGCACGACGCUGCUGAACCCUUACGCCUCGUCGGAGGAGACUCUGUUCGCGUUCAGCCACGACCUGAAGCCUCGAAUGGCCGUUCUCGCAGUUUUCAGCAUCGCGAACAAUUUCGGCAGAGCGAUUCGCGGCGCGUGGAGACCGAUCUUAGACUGCCUGUUGAAGUUGAAGAAGCUCAAGCUUCUCCCCUCGUCGGUGAUCGAGCUCGACAGCUCCUUCUCCGAUUCGGAACAAUCCCAAAACAACGGAAGCGUUGGCAGUGGAGGAGUAGGAGGAGUAAUUUUUCCUUCUUCCUCUCAAGAUCAAAGAUCGCGGUCCACCACCAUGAUCAGCAAAUUCUCCCACUUUUUCUCUAUAGACAGCAUGGAGGAAUCGUUAUCACUCGGUCUCAACGAAUUCGAGCAGAAUCGGAAGGUGAUCAAGCAAUGCCAGAUUGGAAGCAUUUUCACAAACAGCUGGAACUUGCCCAACGAGACUCUGCUCUACCUCGGCCGCUCUCUGAUCUUCGCCUCCGCGGGAAAAGGUCAGAAAUUCGCUACUCCGAUCGAGGAAGAAGAAACCAUCGAGUUCUGCUGGGAUCUGAUCGCCGCCCUGUCCUUCGCAAACAUCAACCGAUUGCAGGACUUCUGGCCUUCGUAUCACGACAAUCUCCUCGAAGCAAUCCAUUUCCCUCUGUUUUCCGCGAUCCCAUUUGCAGAGAAAGUCAUAAUUGCGCUCUUCAGAAUAUGCCUCAAGCUUCUUUCUUCCGCCAGACUCGACAAGCUCCCCGAAGAGCUCAUCUUCAAAUCCAUCAACCUGAUGUGGACGAUCGACAAGCAGAUUCUCGACACGUGUUGCGAAUCCAUCACCAAGUCCGUCAGCAAGAUCCUGAUCGAGUACCCUGCCAACUUGCAGAGCUUUUUGGGCUGGAAAUCGGUGCUGCAUCUCUUAUCGGUCUCCGGUCGCCAUCUAGAGACAUAUGAUCAAAGCGUCGAGACGCUGAUCAUGUUGAUCUCCGAUCAAACCCAUGUUUCUAGGACGAAUUACCCAUUCUGCAUCGACUGCACAUUCGGAUUUGUCGCCCUGAAGAACAGCCCCCUGGAGAAAAACCUGAAGAUUCUCGACCUGUUGGCAGAAUCAGUCACAUUGCUAGUCGACUGGUACAAGAACUACUCCGACCCGGGGAUCAACAUGAAUUUCAGCACAGCAAGCACCGGGAGCAACCCAGAAUUCAGCCCGUCGACGUUCUCGAUCAACCUGUUCAUCAAGCUGGGAGAGGCGUUCAGGAAAACCAGUCUGGCGAGGCGGGAGGAGAUAAGGAACCACGCGAUCAAGUCUCUUUGGAGGAGCUUCGAGUUGGCCGAGGAACUCGACUUCUCGCCUGCCAACUGCAUGAACUGCUUCAACCUUGUGGUGUUCGCGAUGGUGGACGAUCUCCACGAGAAGAUGAUCGAGUACUCGAGGCGGGAAGGGGCCGAGAGGGAAGUGAGGAGCAUGGAAGGGACGUUGAUGCUGGCGAUGGAGUUGCUGACGGAUGUUUACCUGCAGUUCCUGAAGCAGAUUGCGGCGAGCCCCGGGUUCAGGACGUUCUGGCUGGGCGUGUUGAGGAGGAUGGAUACCUGUAUGAAGGCUGAUCUUGGGGUUUAUGGUGAGGCCAAGCUGCAGGAGGUGAUUCCAGGAUUUUUGAGGAAGAUGAUUACAAGGAUGAAAGGAGAUGAGAUUUUGGUGCAGAAGGAAGAUGCUGAUCUGUUUGAGGUUACGUAUAUUCAGAUACAGUGGAUUGCGCCUUCUCUCAAGCAGGAAUUGUUUCCAGAGCUUGAGAUUUAGAGGGCCAGUUUUUUUUGGUUUAGGUAGAAAAUUUUUGGUUCAAUCUUUGUUCGGCUGUGUGUAAUUUUUUUGAGCAAAAAAUAGAUUAGUUUUAGUACUACUUUGGCUAACCUGAAUGAGUGUAUAUAUGAUACAUACACAAGUAACUAGUGAUGUUUUGAUCUAAUCGAAAACGAUUGAAGUACUUCUUGACGAGUUUUGAUUGUCAUAUUGAAUGACUUUUUAGUUUUGGGUUCUAAUAAAUAUGAAUAAAAUUG